This is a messenger RNA of Chaetomium strumarium, 1566 nucleotides long. RefSeq lists its product as uncharacterized. Gene Ontology annotation, molecular function: ATP binding; metal ion binding. The transcript is spliced from 2 exons. The record is from RefSeq and is a predicted model, not a curated record. Lineage: Eukaryota; Fungi; Ascomycota; Sordariomycetes; Sordariales; Chaetomiaceae. The coding region runs from base 1 to 1566 and encodes 521 amino acids.
AUGGGGUCAAUCGGCACCCGAGUCAUGGCUGGGCCAAAGUUGCCCACCGUCAAACUCGACACGACCAUCACCGAGCUCUACAAGCGCGCAUGUCCUGAUGAAGCAGUCACCAGGCUGGGCUGGGUCCCUUGCGGCGUCACCAGCGGCGUCGACCUCACGCCGGACUUCCCACGCAACACCAAGUUCAUCUACCAGGACCAGGCCUUCAUCACGGCUUCUCGGCACGAGCUGAGGAACGGGAACGGCAAACUCCAAUGGUCGCUCGCCAAGAAGUACCUCAGCCACAUCUCUCAGCGCGACGCCUUCGUCUCGGGCAACGCCCCGGUGAUCCUCUUCAAUCUCGGCCAGACGCCCGAGCAGCGCGAGCAUGAUCGACGCCAAGCGGAGGCCACCAUCUCGGUGCUCGACCCUUCGCAGCGGCCGGAGCUGAUCUUCUGCCCGGGGCCGGCUCAGAUCCCCGUUAAAGAGCACGGCAUCGAGCGCCUCCAGUACAAGGUCGUCCUCGACGACCUGCAGCGCUACCCUCUUACUCACGACCUCGAGACGCACUGGGUCCUCAACAGCAAGGCCGAGUUAGCCCGCUCCGGCCUGCCCACGCCACGCGCUGACAUCAUCGAGACCGACGGCUACCCUCCCGAUCCCAGCUCCUGUUGCAGCCUCUGCGCCGAGGCCGCCCGCGACAUCUCCCACCUGCCCACCAUCCCCGCGGAAUGCACCGGCCCGCGCGGGCAGUGGUUCGAAGAACAAACAACCCGCAUCCUCUCGGCCGUCCGUAACCGGCCCAUCCCCUUCGUUUUCAAGACCCAACAAGCCUUCGGCGGCGCUGGCACGUGGCUCGUCACCUCCGAAGACCAGAAGGCGGACCUCUCUUCCCUCACGGGUACUACUACUAAAGGCCUCCUCCGCAGACUCCUCUCCCUCCUCACCCCAGCCAACACCCACCUGCGCCCAGCCAGCAUCCUACUCACCGACCUCGUCCCGGACCCUGUAGGCGACCACGGGCUGACAUUCAUGGUCACCCGGUCCGGCUCGGCCGAGUUCCUCGCCGCGGCCGAGCAGAUCAUCACCGACGACGGCUCGUCCGCCUGGGUGGGCAGCACGAUCCACUACGGCCGCCAGGACGCGCUGCGGGAGCGGUUCGCGCCGCUCAUGGCGCGCAUCGCGCGGUGGGUGGCCAAGCACGGCUAUGUCGGCCCCGUGGGCGCCGACGUGCUCGAGUCCCGCGAGGGGGGCCAGUUCUUCAUCGUCGACUUGAACGUGCGCGUGAGCGGGUCGGUUUCCCUGCCCCUCUUGCGCGGGCAUUUUGUCGGGCGCGGGCUGGAGUGCGCGAGUAGUUUCUCGAUUGUGCUCCGCGGGGGCAGGGAGGAGUUUGUGAACAAGUGGAGGCGGCAGUUUGAGGAGGGGAGGAUGGUGAUUAUGAGCUGGUAUGAGGAUGGUACUGCUAGUAGUAGUAAUGGUGGGGACCCGGAGAGUAUUGCGGAUGUGGUGGUCGGAGGGGAGGAUGAGGCGAGGUUGAAGGAGUUGGUCCAGGCUGUUAGGGAGAGUACGGAGGACGUGACGUUUUAA